CUUCCCCGCAGUAAACCGGACCGGACAUUUCGCUGGCGCCCGCGACGAGCAUGGCCACGGCACUGAGAACGCGCAUCCCGGCCCGGCUGGACGGCGCCACGGCCUCCAGGGCGCUCGGCAUGACGCCGGGCGGGAAGGAAGCGGGAGAAGUCGUAGGGACGAGCGGCGGCGGCGGUGGCGGCCGCCGCCGCGUGAGGAGCUUUGAGGAGAUCCCGCACACGGGGGCCAACAGAUGGCUCAAUCUGCUCACCUUCUGGAGGGAAGGUCGUUUCAGGCUGCUCCACAAGCACAUGGAGACCUCCUUCAACACGCUGGGACCCAUCUACAGGGAGCACCUGGGCCUUCAAAGCACCGUGAACAUCAUGUUGCCAGGAGACAUCGCCGAGUUGUUCCGUUACGAAGGCCUAUACCCGCAACGGAUGGUCCUGCAGCCGUGGGCCUUGCACCGAGAGACCCGCGGGCACGAAAAAGGAGUCUUCCUCAAGAACGGUGUCGAGUGGCGCGCCGACCGUCUGCUCCUCAACAAGGAGGUGAUGCUGAGCGCGGCAGUCAAGCGUUUCGUUCCCCACAUGGACGAGGUAGCGAAGGAUUUCUGCCGCAUGAUCGGGAGCCGCCUGGAGGACCAGACCGGCGGAAAGCACGGCAAAAGCAGCCUGACCUUGAACCCCAGUCCGGACCUCUUCGCUUUUGCGCUGGAAGCCAGCUGCUACGUUCUGUACGGGGAGCGCAUCGGCCUUUUCUCGUCAACGCCAUCCAUGGAGUCUCAGAAGUUCAUCUGGGCGGUGGAAAGAAUGCUGGCCACCACCGUGCCCCUCCUCUACUUGCCCUGCGCCUUGAUGGAACGCUUAGGCGCCUCCUUGUGGACGCAGCAUGCCACUGCGUGGGACCACAUCUUCGAUCACGCCGAGACCAGUAUUAAGAAGGGCUUCCAGCGCUCGUCUUCCAAACCCGAUGUGGGCGAGGUCCGCGGAGUUCUGGGCCAGCUGCUGGAGAAAGGCCAGUUGACCCGCGAGGCCAUCAAAGCCAACAUGACCGAACUGAUGGCCGGCGCGGUCGACACGACGGCGGUGCCGCUGCAGUUCGCUUUGUUCGAGCUGGCUCGGAACCCCGCUGUGCAGGAAAGCGUCAGGCGGCAGGUGAUCGAGUCGGUGGGCCGGGCCCACGGCGACCCUCUCAAAGCUCUGGAGGGGGCACCGCUACUUAAAGGCGCCGUCAAGGAGAUUCUCAGACUGUAUCCAGUCGGCAUCACGGUUCAGCGCUGCCCAGUCCGAGAUCUCGUUCUCCAGAACUACAACAUUCCGGCCGGAACCUUAGUCCAGGUCUGUCUUUACCCUAUGGGGAGGAGUGCAAAGGUCUUCGACGACCCGCUGACCUUCGACCCGGCUCGUUGGACCCGAAUGCGACCGGAAAGGGCCGACGGCGGCGCCGCGUUCCGCUCGCUGGCGUUUGGCUUCGGCUCCAGGCAGUGCAUCGGCCGCAGGAUCGCGGAGAACGAGAUUCAACUCUUGCUCAUGCACAUCCUGCUCAACUUCCACCUCAGCGUGUCCUCGUCUCAAGACAUCGACACCAAGUUCAUGCUCAUCCUGCAGCCCGAGUCCCCUCCCAGGAUCACCUUCAGGAUGCUCUGACGCACACGCACAUGCACACACACACACACACACACACACACACACACGCACACGCAAGUACAGUACUGCCCCAACCCCUUUUCACUUUGUAUUCAAACAAUGGUUGACUCAAAUCCAAAUAAAGCGUGAUUUCUAUGCCCUGU
Molecule: messenger RNA, 1771 nt
Organism: Hippocampus zosterae (dwarf seahorse)
Lineage: Eukaryota; Metazoa; Chordata; Actinopteri; Syngnathiformes; Syngnathidae
Product: cytochrome P450 11B, mitochondrial
Exons: 9
Coding region: 51-1628 (525 amino acids)
Biological process (GO): C21-steroid hormone biosynthetic process; glucocorticoid biosynthetic process; cellular response to peptide hormone stimulus
Cellular component (GO): mitochondrial inner membrane
Molecular function (GO): heme binding; monooxygenase activity; iron ion binding
Source: RefSeq, a predicted model, not a curated record